Guillardia theta CCMP2712 is the source of this 1350-nucleotide messenger RNA. RefSeq lists its product as hypothetical. The record is from RefSeq and is a predicted model, not a curated record. The coding region runs from base 1 to 1350 and encodes 449 amino acids. The transcript is spliced from 15 exons. NCBI's taxonomy places the organism in Eukaryota, Cryptophyceae, Pyrenomonadales, Geminigeraceae.
AUGGCCGGCGUGAAUGAGAGCAAACAAGAAGCGCAUCUCCUUGAGAAGACCAAGAUCGACAGUCUGAUCCUCUCCCGACCCAACAUCCUUCGCAAGAAGCUCCCGAUCUUGAGGAGGAUCAUAGACGCUUGCUUCCAUGACCCCUGGAUCUCUGUGCAGAGUACAAGAGGGAUCUUGAAGGUCACGUUUUCAGAGCUCAUGGACAUCUGCGAUGGGAAGUUCCCGCCCUUGUUGAGCGACCCGAUCGAUGAUGCCAAAGCGUUCUUUGAGCUCCUCAAGGAGCAAGCCGUCUCUGUUCUUGCACACCUUGGAGAUGCUCCGAUGAAGUUGUCGACAUUCGAUCAUACGUCACUGGUAUACGCGUGCAAUCAUGAAGCUGUCCCACGGAUCGCGGAAUGGAACGACGAGAUGCAUGGAUUGUUGAGGAACUUGAUCUACUUCGGCAGAGAGAACAUGGCCAGAGACAGUGAGGUUCAACUGGUUGACAUCUUGUAUCAUAUCCAAAAGUGCGUCAAGAGAAAGAAACAUUCCUCGGAGAUCCAGGAGCUCGAGCACGAGGGGGAGACGGGGUUUCAAGACACUGAGGGCAAGCGGAACGAGCACAGGAAAGCCCUCAGAAACAAGAUCUGGUCUUCUGUUCUUGACAGCUGCUCGACUCGCGUCAACCUUCCCAGCAUCGUUGCCGCUUGCUGGCUUGCCUGCCCCAAUCGUGCUGACCUGCAGCUGGGCAGGUCCUCCCUCAUGGCGUUGAUCAAGGGGACGAAAGAACACGCGAUGGCACGUCAGAAGCACAGAAACUGCGAGAAGAUCGGAAUCAAUUCCAUCGGAACCAUGAACCAAGUCUCGACGUUGAUCUCUUCGAGCUGUUCUGCGCAGAGGAUGAACGAGGCGCUCUGGCAACUCGAGAGCAACCUAAAGAACGUCAACAACGAGCACCACAGGAUCCAGUCGACCAUCGCCUCCUUCCAUGAAGUCCAUGGCGAAGAAUCGCAAAUCAGUCGACUGAAGCAGGAGCUGAAGAUUUUGGACGCGACGGCUCAGCAGCAAAGGAGGGGAAUACUCAGUCUACACACUGAGAUCCAAAACUUCAUUGCAAAGCAUUCUUACUGUCAGAACAACGCUCUUGUGGAGUCGAAGCUGAACAGGAGCAAGGACCUCAAGAGCUAUCGGUUAGCAGACGCGGGCUUCCUCAAGCUCAUCCUCCACUGCUGGAUGUCUCUCGUCCCCCACUCCCAGAGCGUCUCUUCCUCCUGGUCGCAGCCCAAGUUCUGGCUGGACCAGCACACAGGAAUCAUGCGGCUCCUUCCCCGCCUGACUCCCGAUCCUCACUCCAGCCAAGCGAAGGGGUGA